AAUCAAAUCGCUGCGGCGCUGCCUAAGUAUGUAGUAGAGGUGCUGGAACCGUUCCCGUGGAUUGAUAGUACGAUUUCGUCGCUGUCGGUGUGAAGUACGUAGUUUUCCAAGUUUGCAAUGGCUCCGAAAUUAUACGGUGAUAAUAGAAGUCCUUGUGUUAGAGCUGUUUUGUUAGCUGCUGAAGCGAUGAAGAUUAAACUGGAAUAUGUCGCUAUUGACGUCGUGAAAAAAGAGCAUUUGACGAAUGAAUAUCUAAAGCUAAAUUCACGUCACACUGUUCCCACUUUAGACGAUGAUGGCUUCGUAGUGUGGGAUAGCCACGCAAUAAUGAUGUAUUUGGCGGAGAAGUACGGAAAUGACAAUUCCCUAUACCCCAACGAUAUUAAGAAACGGGCUCUUAUCAAUCAGAAGCUUUUAUUUGAUGCUGGAGAUCUAUUCUCAAUUAGCAGAUACAUUGCAGGUUUCUUUCUGUACAAACGCCAACCUAACUUUCCUCAAGACUUGGCUGAAGCUUUACACAAAGCCUAUGGUUUUCUAGAGACAUUUUUAACUGAAUCAAAAUAUGUUGCCGGUGACGAGAUGACCAUAGCCGACUUCAGUCUGUGGACUUCUAUAAGUAAUUCCGGCAGUUUUGUAGCAAUUGAUGUAGCGAAAUAUCCCAAGAUUACAGCUUGGUCGAAAAAAAUGGGAGAACUGCCCUAUAGUCACCUAAACUUCGAGGGACAAAAGGAGUUUAAAAAAAUAUUAGAAAUAUUAAAAGCUCAAUAAUAAAUAUGUAUAUUUUAACGAUGUUUUUUUUUUUUAAUAAAUAUUUUUAUAUUUCGUGUU
This is a messenger RNA of Diabrotica balteata, 828 nucleotides long. The record is from the annotation of a GenBank genome assembly. NCBI's taxonomy places the organism in Eukaryota, Metazoa, Arthropoda, Insecta, Coleoptera, Chrysomelidae.